CAGCGCUCCGCUCGGUUUCGCCGUGAUUUCAUACCGAAGUCAUACUUCACAUUCCAGCUUUACUGUCAAAUCAGGAGAAAUAUUUCUUCAAAAACAGCAGCGUGGUUUGCAUUUGUAAAUGCGCUAAUGAGAUAAAGCCCGAAAUCCCCUUUUGCCCGCUGUACAGCAGAGGUUUGCGUAUAAGUCCUGGGUGUGAGGGCUCACGUAGGGGCCCAGGUGGAGCCGCCACCAUUGCAGCCAACGAGUGGAGCACCAGCGAGAGCCCAGAGGAGGGGCCGGAGGAUGGAGUGGAUGGGAUGGACAAGGCCGGGAUGGACGGCGAUGCGGAGGGCGUCUGGAGCCCUGACAUCGAACAGAGUUUCCAGGAGGCUCUGGCCAUUUAUCCCCCCUGCGGCCGCAGAAAGAUCAUCCUUUCAGACGAAGGCAAGAUGUAUGGUCGUAAUGAGCUGAUAGCAAGAUACAUCAAAUUGCGGACUGGAAAGACCCGCACACGAAAGCAGGUGUCUAGUCACAUACAGGUGUUAGCCAGGAAGAAAAUGCGGGAAUAUCAAGCAGGCAUUAAGGCCAUGAACUUGGAUCAGGCCUCCAAAGACAAAGCCCUGCAGAACAUGGCCGCCCUUUCCUCCGCUCAGAUCGUUUCUGCCAGCGUGAUGAAGAGCCAGCUGCCUCCUCUCCCUCAGCACCCCUAUCCUCCUCCAGCCCGGUUUUGGCCUGGCCCCAUCCCAGGACAGCCUGGACCUUCUCAGGACAUCAAGCCGUUCGCACCGAGUCCGUACUCCACCCUUCAACCUCCGCUGCCCGCACCCAUAUCGAGUUAUGAGCAGUUACCCGCUCCGCACCCCCCGAGCGCCACUGCUGUGCCUGUGUGGCAGGACCGGACCAUAGCCUCCUCUAAACUGCGCAUGCUGGAGUACUCGGCCUUCAUGGAGGUCCAGAGAGACCCUGACACUUACAGCAAGCACCUGUUCGUCCACAUCGCCCAGACGAACCCCUCGUACACAGACCCUCUCCUGGAGGCCGUGGACAUCCGUCAGAUCUACGACAAGUUCCCAGAGAAGAAGGGAGGGCUGAAGGAGCUGUACGAGAAAGGCCCACAGAACGCCUUCUUCCUGGUCAAAUUCUGGGCCGAUCUGAACAGCAGUAAUGUUCAGGACGGCGCAGGGUCUUUCUACGGGGUCAGCAGUCAGUACAGCAGCGCGGAAAACAUGACCAUCACCGUCUCCACUAAAGUCUGUUCUUUUGGGAAACAGGUGGUGGAGAAAGUUGAGACGGAGUACGCGCGCGUGGAGGGCGGCAGGUACGUGUACCGGAUCCACCGCUCGCCCAUGUGCGAGUACAUGAUCAACUUCAUCCACAAACUCAAACACCUGCCAGAGAAGUACAUGAUGAACAGCGUCCUGGAGAACUUCACUAUACUGCAGGUCGUCACGAACAGAGACACGCAAGAGACUCUGCUCUGCAUAGCCUUCGUGUUCGAGGUGUCCACAAGCGACCACGGGGCCCAGUACCACGUUUACAGACUCGUCAAGGACUGAACGCCCUUCAUCCGGUGAGGAGGAGAACAUCAGACUGGGCCGGAGCUCACGAACGCAAUCAAUCACGGGACAAAAACACAAACCGGGAUCCUCCGCGCUCGGUUGCGUCGCACAUGCAGCCGUGUUCCUUAAAAGCAAAGGACAUGUACUUUCAGGGAUAAUUCUGUUUCUUACUGUUUUUUUUUUCGCGGAGGGCGAACUCUGUCACGUUUAUGGUACCGGACUCUGAAGAGGCGCGAAGGUGUUUUUAAAAGCCGCGGAUAAGAAAGGAACGGCGGUCGAUGCAAGUCUUUCUCCUCGUCUUUGGUUCGGACGCAGCGGCUCGCUGACCUCUGACCUUCGACGGGCCAGCGAGAGCGUAGGAAAGAGACGCUGAAUGUUUGUCGCGAUGGGAAGAGCAAGUUGCAAAGGAGUUCGGGUCCGUGAACGUCGCGCGCUUUCGCGAGUUUGACCUCGGAUUUGGCUUGAUUUUCUGUUUUUGGAAAGUUGCAAAUGUGUGAGCUAUUUCUACCUCCUGGGUGUGUUUGGGAGCCUGUGUCCACCACGCCUCGUUCGGGCAGUUCUGCGCUCACCUCUCGCUAGUCGGACUUUGUUUCUUGUCGUUUUUAAGAGGGGGAAAUCUUUUUUUUUUUUUUUUUUUAAUGCGCGAGCUCACAAUUGCUAGCUCGCGACUAGAUAUAAACUCGUGAUUCUGAGAAGAAAGGCCAGAACUGAGAUAUAAACUUGUUUUAUUCUGUAGCAGGAAAAAAAUAAUAAUUUUAGCAUAGUCGUUUCUGCGAGAAAAUGUCAGAGCUGCGAAAUGUAAAAAUAAGGGAGUUUAUAUCUUACAUUUAUGUUUUUACGCCUCACAAAUUGUCAUAGAAUUUCUAGAAAAGAGAUUUUAAAUUGCCUUUUCUUUCUUUCAGUAGCCAAAAAAUAAAUAAAAAAUUGCAAGAUGUAAAAUCUGAAUUAUAAUAUAAAUGCAUCGUUUUGAGAUAUGAACUCGUGAAUUAUUGGAAUUGCGAGGAAAGAUAUCUCGUGAUUACGUUUUUGUCCCAGGCUUUUUCUCAGAAUUUCGACAAAAAAAAGCGAUUAAAAAGUCUUAGUCACCUUUUUUUCGGUAGCAACUGCGAGAUAAACGAAGAAUUCUGACAAUGCGAUGAGAUAAAAACGUGUGAUUUAAAAAAAAGGUCACGAUUAGCUUUAUUUUUCCUUCGAUUGUCCUGUGGUGGAAACAGGCUUCCUUGGAUGCGCCAAGUGCAUUUUUAAAAGCAGAGUUUGGGUUUAAAACCAUUUUUUUUGCCAUAAUGAUUAUUGUGAAUGUGCAUGGUUUUGCUCGAUUGCCCUCAUUCCGAGCGCCUCACCUGCCUUUCGCCGACCUGGUGAGCGCGCGGGACAGGUCCAGCAGAUCGGGUGACCCCGUUUAAAACAAAGAGCGCGUAACGGAGGUUACCGCGGGGCAUGUAACGCUCGGUUUUGAUUUGUCGGUGUUUCGAAUCGGCGAGCUGCACGCUAAUUAAUUACACCAUCACCAAAGCAAUUACACUUAACUGGGUGCUCGAGGAUGUUCCUAACGGCGUUUUAAAACAAGCGUUUUCAUGUAAAACCGGAGCGCGGAAGGUGCGCCGUGAGUCGGCGGAAGGUUUUGAACGGCACAAAGUGAAUCAGCUGUUAAUUCCGCAUCAAAAAGUGCAAUAAGAUCCGGGCUAUUCCGACCCAUGUUUUCUCAGGUUCUUUCAGCAAUGCAGAAACACUCUCGCUUUAUAAUGUUAGCACACACAGUAUGCGGAGUCACGGUUUCAUUACUCUCUCUUUUUUAUUCUUCCACACAUGGUAUCCAUAUCGGUGUUUUUUGUUGACCCACAGUCACCUGCGCUGGUUAGUACAUAUGAUUUUAAAUGCCAGACGUAAUCAGUGAACUAUAUAAAACGGCUGCAGCUGGUUAUUCAUGGCAUCAUGUAUCGGUACGUUUAUAUAUAAGACGUUAUGGAAAGCACUUGCUGAUGUUCUGCAUUGUACAUUCUCUGCUCGGAACUACUUUUUGUGUGAAGGUUUCUAGACUAAUCUGUAAUAUCUUAACCAAAGAAUCGAAUGUGAACACCAUCCCAGUCUUGCCUUAUUGUGUGCUUCGGGUCUUCUGUGACAUUUUAAGAGAAAAACCUUCUGGAUGAGUGUGUGCGCGCGCGUGCGCGUGCGUGUGUGCCUGUGUGUGUGCGCGUGCGUGUGUGCGUGUGAGAGAAGAAACUAGAAAUUCAUGUUGAAAUUCUAAUUGUUUUGUGUAUAUUUUAAGAAUGUUACAGGAAAAUGGUUUUUAUGUCUAUUCUUUUUUUCAUCUUUAGUUUGUUUUUGCUUCGUUUGUUCCAGUAUAAUUCUUGUUUUGGUUUAUAUUAAAUAAGGGUUGUAACAUCUAGAGCGUUUCAUGUUUGUGCUCAUUAAAGUGUCUUUCGACCCCUGGAAGCUAAAA
Messenger RNA from Puntigrus tetrazona (Sumatra barb), 3978 nucleotides. RefSeq names its product TEA domain family member 3 a (gene tead3a). Lineage: Eukaryota; Metazoa; Chordata; Actinopteri; Cypriniformes; Cyprinidae. The transcript has 13 exons. Gene Ontology annotation, biological process: positive regulation of transcription by RNA polymerase II; hippo signaling; embryonic organ development. The record is from RefSeq and is a predicted model, not a curated record. Gene Ontology annotation, molecular function: DNA-binding transcription factor activity, RNA polymerase II-specific; RNA polymerase II cis-regulatory region sequence-specific DNA binding. Bases 297 to 1535 code for a protein of 412 amino acids. Gene Ontology annotation, cellular component: transcription regulator complex.